AUGCAGUCCCUGCGCUUCCAGAUCCCGCGCGCCGCGCAGCGCGCCUUCUCCACCACCCCGGCGCGCUCCCUUGCGAAGAUGCAGCUGAUCGGGAGGCUCGCGGAUCAGCCUGAGACAUUCGCGACCUCGACCGGGCAAGAGCUGGUGCGGUAUGCGCUGGGCGUGAGCGCGGGUCGCAAGGACGAGCAGGGCAACCGGCCCGUGAGCUGGUUCAGAGUCGCGAGCUUCAUUCCGGAUGGUCCUCGGAAAGACCUCCUGCUCACUCUGCCCAAGGGGUACGUAUAUACAGCUCACGAUGCAAGCGUAUACUGCGUGGAGCUUAGAGAACGGUCGGCUUGGAGGGCAUUUGCACCAUCGGCGCAAUGUCUACAUGCAUGAAAGCGAGACGACGGCAGGCUCGAACGCCUACGCCUGAGAGAGAGAGCUCACACACGGACAAGAAGAAUCGAGCAUCACCAGCCAACGUGCUAACACGUACGGCGCAUCUAGGACCCAAGUCUACGUCGAGGCGGACGCGCGAAUGGACUCGUACACCGACACGGAGACGAACCAGAAGCGGACGGCGCUCAACCUCCUCCAGCGUUAGUGCAACUGCUCGCGAAGGAAGGCUGCACGGCCAGCCUCUGGUCGCAACCUACUGACAUGACGUCCCACAGGCAACUUCGAAGUCCUCCAGCGACCGCGCCUUGAGGGAGGUGAGGGAGAGGGCAUGGAAGCCCAACAAGCCGCCGCCGGCGCCGAAUGA
This is a messenger RNA of Lecanosticta acicola, 745 nucleotides long. The record is from the annotation of a GenBank genome assembly. NCBI's taxonomy places the organism in Eukaryota, Fungi, Ascomycota, Dothideomycetes, Mycosphaerellales, Mycosphaerellaceae.